Molecule: messenger RNA, 1361 nt
Organism: Xylaria bambusicola
Lineage: Eukaryota; Fungi; Ascomycota; Sordariomycetes; Xylariales; Xylariaceae
Exons: 1
Coding region: 306-1235 (309 amino acids)
Molecular function (GO): oxidoreductase activity
Source: RefSeq, a predicted model, not a curated record
CGGCUCCUCAGGAUCCGUUCUGCAGAAGCGAGAUGCUUGUUUGGACGAGGGAUUAUGUAUGUGUGUGAACCAUGGCGUCCAAUUCUUCAUCAUCAUCCGCUCUGACGGUGUGUCAGAAGCGCGCGAUAUACUACGACCUCGACAUGUAUAUAAAGACACAGCUCUUCCGCUUGGCUCUCAAACUCAGAAUUGCAGACCUCAAACAAACUCACACUAUAUUGACUCAACGCUACUUUCUUCUAUCCGACUGAACAAAAGGAGAAUUUCACUUCCACCUCUAUCAAAUAUCAUCUAAAAUCAAAAUAAUGCAUAUCGCCCAGGUCCGCGACUGGUCCGAAGGACCACGCUACAUCACCGUCGAUGAUGCCCCAGCACCCUCCGACAAUGAGAUCCAGCUCCGCGUCUUGGCAACCGGGCUACACCAAGUCGUCCGCUCUCGCGCAUCCGGCCAGCACGCCUCCUCAGGCUCACUGCCACACAACGUCGGCAUAGACUGCGUCGGCCGGGACGUCGCCACCGGCAAGCUCUACUACUGCAGCUGGAUGAAGCCCAGGUUCGGGACCUUCGCCGAGGUCAUCACCGUGCCCAGGGCCGUCGUCCAUCUUCUCCCAGACACCAUCGACCCUGUCGCAUUCGCAGGCAGUGUCAACCCGGCCAUGAGCAGCUGGUUGGCGCUGACUCAGCGCACGUCGAACUUACCCGAGAAGUACACCGUGUUGAUCCUCGGGGCCACGAGCGCGAGCGGCAGGAUAGCGGUCCACGUGGCCAAGACGCUCGGUGCAGGGAAAGUCAUCGGCGUCGCCCGAGACGAGGCCGCGCUCGCCAAAAUGGAGGGUCUCGACGAAUAUAUCGUGCAGAAGGAUCCCAUUACCGACACGGAUUUCUCCCAGGUAGUGUGCGAUGUCGUUCUAGAUUAUGUCUACGGAGAUCUGGCCUUACACGUACUAUCUACGGUCAAUAUCCAAAGGCCAUUGCAGUAUAUCAGCAUUGGGGUGCUGUCGCGCAAGGAAGUCGCCAUUCCCCCUGGACUCCUCAGGUCGCGCGAUAUCACGAUCAGGGGGUCCGGCCCCGGCGCUAUCCCUAUGCCCGUUGUGCUACAGGAAGUUAAGAAACUUGUGCCAGCGGUCACAAAGUUGGAUCUGUUGGAGGCUCAUAGUGUGCCUCUGAAGGAUAUCGAAGAGGCUUGGCGGGAUAAGUCGCUGGCAGGCAAGGGAAGAUUAGUCUUCAUACCCUAGUUCAAUCGCUCAUGUUGGAACACUUGGUACCUACAGGCAGGUAACUUCUUCCAACGUCAAGCUUGAACCAAAUGUAAUGUAAUAGCUGUAUUAGUUAUGGAAGCUACUAUAAAUGAAUAAAUCCAA